GACACGACACGCGCACGCGCAUUGCUUCCCCAUGUGGGCUCAGGCCGUCAUCAGGCCCAGCUGAACAGUAGUGGGUAGACCCCUAGACUGCAAGACCUUGCUGCCAGCUGAGCAGACUCCACCGUCUUGCUGUUGCCCUCCUCUCUCGGUCUUCCCGCCAGCGCAGUUCACCAUGGGCAAGAGCCGGACGAAACGCUUCAAGAGACCUCAGUUCUCCCCUACGGGCGACUGUCAGGCCGAGGCGGCGGCGGCGAACGGGACUGAGCCAGAGGAGGACGACGGGCCAGCGGCGGAGCUGCUAGAAAAACUCCAGCACCCGAGCGCCGAGGUCCGCGAGUGCGCCUGCGCGGGGCUGGCCCGGCUAGUGCAGCAGCGGCCGGCGCUGCCGGGCCUGGCUCGCCGGGACGCCGUGCGACGCCUCGGGCCGCUGUUGCUCGACCCCAGCCUGGCGGUGAGGGAGACGGCGGCUGGCGCACUGAGAAAUCUCAGUGCUUGUGGCGGUUUCGAAGUUUGUGAUGACAUGGUGACCAAGGAUAUCAUGACUCCGCUGGUCGCACUGCUGAAAGAGUGUAGUACUGGACUGGAUUCAAAUGAGAUGUCUCCACAGGAAACAAAAGAUCAGAACAGAAAUUCUAUUGAAAACAUAGCCAAUGAGGUGGUAAACGUGCUGUGGAAUAUAUGUGAAUGCAGUAGUAGAGCAGUAUCUAUAUUCAACAAAGAAGGGUGUUUGGAGAUUGUAUUAAAGUAUUUAAGUAGGUUCUCCACCAAUGUUGACCUGGCUAUUUCAGUAGCAUAUUGUUUGCAGACGGUGACCGAAGAUAACCCAGAGCUACUGAAAUCUUUCAGUGCUCCAGCAUUGCAUGUGCUGGAAUCAGCAAUGCUUUCUCCUGUCAGUUCCAUGGAAUAUAUUCUAUUAAAGACAUUGGUGGCAGGCACAAUUUGGAAUCUAAAGGACAUUAUUCCAUCCAAGAGUCAGGCAGAAAUCAUAAAUGCCAUACUAAAGAUCUUAUCUGAAGUUCUGGAAAUGGAUGCUGGUGAAAUGGUUAUUCAAAUGAAGGAGACUGAAACUCAAAGGAUGAAAACUGCUGCACAGACUGAGGAUACAUUACAGAAUGUUAAUGGUGAUGAUUUGAUUGAGGAUGAUGAAAUGGAAGAAAUUCCUCAUAGAAGGAAAGUCAGAAGGAAAACUUUCAUUUCAGAUUUACUUCCACCCACCGACAAGGAGCUGAGAGAGACCAUAGCGUUGCUGACAGCUCAGCAGACUGCUCUGGAAAUCAUUGUCAACAUGUGCUGCAGUGAAGAUCCCACCGACGAUGAAUGGGAAGAGCUUUCCAGCAGUGAUGAAAGCGACGCGUUUAUGGAGAAUUCCCUGAGUGAAUGCGGUGGGCAGCUGCUGUCUCCCCUCUGCCUCUCCCAUGAGGUUCAUACCGCUCUCACCAACUACCUCAUCCCAAAGAAGAUUUUUGAGAAAACUGCCUUUCCAAACAGCAUUGCAGUUGACGUGUGUUCUAGGAACCCCAGUUGGAAACCUUUGAUUAGAAAAAUGAGCACUAUACAAUGCAGAGCCCUCGUGUGUCUCCAGAGCCUUGUCUCCCUCCUGGAUGUGGACCAUCUGGGAGGACCUGCAGCCCUUCAGACACUUGCACAGCAUCUGUCACAACUGCUUUUUUCUCAGCCAGAUUUUGCUAAGCAUGUUGACUUUUUAGAAGCCAUAAGUAGUGCCUUGAGGGCCCUUUUGCAAACAGUGGCCUCCAAGAACAUUCCUCAGAAAUUUUCAAGCAUGUACUCCAGAUCCUCCACAGUGAUCUAUCUGCACCUCUGUGAUAGGUGCCUUAUCACUUUUAUUUUUUACUUUUCAUGAAGGAAAUUUUCAAACAUUUCUAAAAGCAGAGAUAAUAGUAUUGUUACCUGAAAGCAUUAUCACCAAGUGUCAACAAGUUGCCAACAUCUUGUCAUUCUUGUUUCUUUCACUUUCCCUACAUUUUUGUUUUAGCUUCUUGGAAUAGUUAAAGCAAAUCAUAUUAUUUCACGCAUGAAUGUUUUAUUGUGUGCUUCAUUAUGUGUCUGUGACAGAAAAUGAACUUUUAAAAAACUUAACCGCAAUACCAUUAUCCCAAACCCCCAAAUCAACAGAUGUUUUAAAAUUAUCAUUUGAUAUGCAGUCUGAGUUCAGUUUUCCCUGAUUGCUUUUAAAAUGUCUCUCUUUUUUUUCAAUUGGUUUGUUCAAAUCAGCAUCUAAGUAGGAUCCAUGUAUUGUUCUUAGUUGAUAUUUUGGUCUCUUAAAUAUAUAUUUUAACGGGUUUAGUGAGAUUUAAUUCACAUACCAUACAGUUCACCCAUUUAAAGUAUACAAUUCAGUAGUUUUUAGUAUACUGACAGAUUCUUAAAUCUCUGAAUUUAUAACAUUUCCCCUGCCUGCCCCCCUUUCCCCAUACUAUUUAUUCAUUGAAGAAGCUAUCGGGCUUCCCUGGUGGCACAGUGGUUGAGAAUCCGCCUGCCAAUGCAGGGGACACGGGUUCGAGCCCUGGUCCAGGAAGAUCCCACAUGCUGCGGAGCAACUAAGCCCGCGCACCACAACUGCUGAGCCUGCACUCUAGAGCCCGCGAGCCACAACUACUGAGCCCAUGAGCCACAACUACUGAGCCCGCACGCCCAGAGCCUGUGCUCUGCAACAAGAGAAGCCACCGCAAUGAGAAACCCGCACACGGCAACGAAGAGUAGCCCCUGCUCGCCGCAACCAGAGAAAAGCCCGCGCACAGCCAAAAAUAAAGACCCAAUGCAGCCAAAAAUAAAAAAUAAAUAAAGUAAAUAAAUUUAAAAAAAAAAAACAGAAAACACUGAAAACGCCAUAAUAUUAAAAAGAAGAAGAAGAAGAUGCUGUCAUCUGUCCUAAAGAAUUUUCCCCAUUCUCAGAUUUGGCUGCUUAAACAAUGUUAUUGUUUAACAGGUCCCUCUGUCUCCCAUAUUUCCUAUAAAUUGGGAGCUAGGUCUAGAGCCUUAAUUAGAUUCAGGAUCUGAUUUUUUAGGCAAAAAUAAUUCAUAGCGCUGUAUGUAUAUUCUACUUUUAUAUCACAAAUCACAUAUUGUUGUAAAAUAAUGAUGUUAAGAUUAAUCAAUGGAUUCACUUGUAGCAACCAGUGAUUUUUGUUGUAUAGAUCCACUAUUCCAUUAGGGUUUGCAAAAUGGAGAUAUCCUAAUUUUGUCAUUCCUUUUAAAGCAUUUAUUAGCUGUGAUUCUUCUAUAAAUAAAAACUUCCUAUUUCAUCAAUUAGUUGGUAACUUUGAAAUAAAUUUCAUACCAAAAAAGAUAGGGUAUGAUUCUCCCUCCCCCCACCACACCCUUUUUUCUAGAAUAAUGAGUUGGUGUCCUAGCAGUCUCUAAAAAUGACCAGUUUUUUAAACCAUCAUUUAAAACUCAUUAUUAUUUACUUUACCCUACAGAAUAUAGUUAAUAAUUUCAAAAUAAUGGUAUUAUUACUAACAAUAACAUUACUGAAUGCAGUUUAAGAUUUCUUUGUGAUUCUUCAUGUCCUUAGGGAAAAAAAUCCCUCUAGGACUCUACAAAUUACUGUGUUUUAAAGUUGCUUGAAAAGUUCUCUUUGUGGCUUGUUAUAAAGUUAGCUUCAGUUGUUUCAGCUUUUUUAAAAGCAUUUUUUGUUUGCUUUAAUUUUUAUUUCUUAAUUAUAUAAAAUAUUUACACAGUUUCAGAGUUAAAACGGAAACAAGAUAUAUUCAGAGAAAAAGAUGGUAUAUACAUACUAUGGAAUAGUAUUCAGCUUUAAAGAGGAAUGAAAUUCUGAUACAUGCUACUGCCUGGAUGAACCUUGAAGGCAUUAUGCUAAAUGAAAGACACAAAAGGACAAGUAUUGUAUGAAUCCUCUUAUGAGGGACCUAGAGUAGUUAAAUUUGUGGGACAGAAAGUAGAACAGUGGUUACCAGGGGUUGAGGUAAGGGUGGGGUGUGUGGGGAGACAUUGUUUAAUGGGUACAGGGUUGCAGUAUGGAACGAUGAAGAAGUUCUGGGGAUGGAUGGUGGUGAUGGUUGGUUGCACAACAGUGUGAAUGUACUGUACUUACUGCCACUGAACUGUACUUUUAAAAAUGGUUGAAAUGGUAAGCUUUAUGUAUAUUUUAUCCCCAAAAAGAAUAUAUAUAUGUAUAUAUUUAGAGAGGUCUAGCGUCUGUCCCUUUGCCCCUGUUCUUUUCUUUGUGCCAUUGGUAAUCAUCCUUUUUGAUUUUUUUUUUUUUUUUAAAUUUUAUUUAUUUAUUUAUUUAUAUUUUUUUUAUUUUUGGCUGUGUUGGGUCUUCGUUUCUGUGCGAGGGCUUUCUCUAGUUGUGGCAAGCGGGGGCCACUCUUCAUCGCGGUGCGCGGGCCUCUCACUAUGGCGGCCUCUCUUGUUGCGGAGCACAAGCUCCAGACGCACAGGCUCAGUAGUUGUGGCUCACGGGCCUAGUUGCUCCGCGGCAUGUGGGAUCUUCCCAGACCAGGGCUUGAACCCGUGUUCCCUGCAUUGGCAGGCAGAUUCUCAACCGCUGCGCCAACAGGGAAGCCCUGAUUUUUUAAUUUAUCAUUCUGUUGUUCUUUUUUGGAAAACAUAAGCAAAAUACGUAUGUAUUUGUAUUUCACUCCUUUUCUUAAAAGUAGUGCUUCUGUAGUUUGCUCUUCUCCCUUAUUAAUCAUCAUAGACAUGUUUCUCAUUUGUUUUUUACAGCUUCAUAUCACUCCAUUGUGUACAUAUUCCAUAUUCAACAUGUCUGCAUCGAUGGAUAUUUUAGUUGUUUCCAAUCUUUUGCUAUUACAAAUAGAACUGCAAUGAAUAGCCUUUUUACAGAAGUUCUGUUAUGUUUUUGCCAUUGUGUCUUUGGAAUCGAUUCCUAGAAUUGGGCUUGCCGGCUCAGAGAACAGAUGGAUUUGUAGCUUUGCUCUAGGUAUUGCUGUAGUCCCCUCCUUAGAGUCUGAGUUGUUUCGAAUCUCCACCAGCAGCAUUUGAGAGUGCCUGUUUUGCCAGAGCCUCACCAGAAGAAUAUGUUGUCAAAAUAUUGGAUUUUAAGUGGUCUGAUGGGUGAGAAAUUAUAUCUCAAUUUUAAUUUGCAUUUCUCUUACUGUGAGGAAGUUGGACAUCUUUUCAUGUGUUUUAAGGGCCUUUGCAUUUCUUUUUCUGUAACUUUUCCCAUCUUUUGCCAGUUUUGCUAUCGGGUCCGUGGUCUUUUCCCUCUUUGUAUAUAAGGGCAAAUCCUAGGGCUUUGCCCCCAGUCUACUGAAGCAGAAACUGGGCAGGGGCCCAGAGAUGUCUGUGUUUUAACAAGUUCUCUAGGUGAUUGUCAUGCACUCUGAAGUUUGAGAACCACAGUUCUAAACCGUCCUCACUCCUUCCUUUCUAAAAUCCUCCAGUUUUGAGUACCAUGUCACUAGACCACACCACCCACCUCUCUUGGUUACAGUCACCCACCAUCCCUAAGGGCGCCCCUCGUUCCUUGAAGAUUCCUGCUGUUGGGCUCUGUUCCUUUUCACUGGUCCCGUCAUGAUUCUAGGUGAUUUCAGAAUCCACAUGGAUGCUCUUCCCAGGAACCUGGCUUCGCAGUUUUUGGGCCUCCUUUCUUCUGGUGGCCUGUCUUGCUUCCGUCCUUAGUCAUUGCAUGGCCACACCUCUAGAGCAGCGCUAACCCAGACUUGGCCCUGUUCCAGAGUUUAAUGGGAAGUCUCUGGUGUUUUACUGUUAAAUAUAGUACAUGGUGUUGGCCUCUAAUAUAUACUCUUUAAAUUUUUUCUUUUUGUAUAUUUGAGAAUUUUUUUCAAGAACAUAACUUCUAAAAAAAAAAACAUAACUUCUGACCCUCAGUUUCUAUGAAAGGGAAAGUGACAUUAGCACUCUCUUGUGAUACCUGUGUCCACGUGUGUGUUCAAAUCAGCUUAAAAUGAAAAUUAUCACUACUUGGUGGAAGCCCUAUAUAAUUUAAUGGGUUUUACAAUCUUUAAUAAUUUACCAUAACACACAAAUCUCAGAGUCAGUUCUUACCUUGUAUAGAUUUCAGCCCAUUUUUAUUAAAGCUGCAUGAUCCUAUUUACGUUUUUAAAACAUUUUUUAUGAUCAACGUUGAAAAGAAAUUAGAAUCUCUUUGGUCUGUGUACCUCUGAAUGAAGGUCUUCAAAUGAGACAAAUAGGAACUGAAGGUUCUUUUACAGGCUUACGGCCGUGUGAUAGAGUAAGCGGUGACGGUGACAUGAGCAGGCCCCGUCCUAGUUCAGAGUCACCAACGUUAUUAAUGAGUGGGUAGAAUAUGUAAUAACUUCUCCACCGAGAGUUUGUGUCACUUGUAGCAUCGUGCCUCUUGUAGAAGAGACUCCUGCCAAUCCCGUUGCACAUGCUGUUGGAAUUGGCUGAGUUUAACACGCUAAAUACUCUCUCCUUCUCUU
Molecule: messenger RNA, 6413 nt
Organism: Balaenoptera acutorostrata (minke whale)
Lineage: Eukaryota; Metazoa; Chordata; Mammalia; Artiodactyla; Balaenopteridae
Gene: HEATR3
Product: HEAT repeat containing 3
Exons: 13
Coding region: 173-1861 (562 amino acids)
Biological process (GO): ribosomal large subunit biogenesis; protein import into nucleus
Source: RefSeq, a predicted model, not a curated record